This is a messenger RNA of Impatiens glandulifera, 1234 nucleotides long. RefSeq names its product anthocyanidin reductase ((2S)-flavan-3-ol-forming). The record is from RefSeq and is a predicted model, not a curated record. Bases 45 to 1061 code for a protein of 338 amino acids. Gene Ontology annotation, molecular function: anthocyanidin reductase activity; oxidoreductase activity, acting on the CH-OH group of donors, NAD or NADP as acceptor. The transcript has 6 exons. Lineage: Eukaryota; Viridiplantae; Streptophyta; Magnoliopsida; Ericales; Balsaminaceae.
CAAUUUUCAGAUCAUAUUAUCCAACAAAACACAGAUUCUACAAAAUGGAAGUUCACCCUGUCGGAAACAAGACGGCGUGUGUCAUCGGCGGCACCGGUUUCGUGGCGGCUUUGCUAGUCAAACUCCUCCUUCAGAAGGGUUACUCCGUCAACACUACCGUUAGAGACCCUGAUAAUCAGACAAAAACAUCCCAUCUGUUAGAACUUCAGAAAUUGGGUUCCUUAAAAAUCUUCAAAGCUGAUCUAACAGAUGAACAUAGUUUCGAUGCUCCAAUCGCUGGCUGCGAUUACGUUUUCCAUGUCGCCACGCCAGUUAACUUUGCUUCUCAAGACCCAGAGAACGACAUGAUUAAACCGGCAAUCAAAGGAGUUUUAAACGUGCUAAACGCCUGUUCGAAUGCGAAAACUGUAAAACGCGUAAUCUUAACAUCAUCAGCAGCUGCAGUUUCUGUAAAUGAACAAACAGGAACCGGUUUAAUCAUGGAUGAAACUCAUUGGACUGAUGCAGAAUUCUUAGCAUCUGCUAAACCUCCAACUUGGGGAUAUCUUCUAUCCAAAACACUAGCAGAGAAAGCUGCAUGGAAAUUUGCUGAAGAAACCCCAAAUCUCGAUCUAAUAACCAUAAUCCCCACCUUAAUGGCUGGUCAUUCUCUAACUGAAGAAAUCCCCUCCAGCAUCCGUAUCGCCACCGCCUUAAUCACAGGAAAUGAGUUCUUGAUUAAUGGGUUGAAAGGAAUGCAAAUGCUUUCUGGGUCUAUAUCAAUAACCCAUGUUGAAGAUGUUUGUCUUGCUCAUAUAUAUUUGGCUGAGAAAGAAUCGGCUACUGGUCGGUAUAUUUGCUGUGCGUCUAACACUAGCUUACCGGAGCUUGCUAAGUUCUUGAACAAUCGAUAUCCUGAGUACAAGGUUCCGACAGAGUUUGGGGAUUUUCCGUCGAAAUCGAAGUUGAUAUUGUCGUCUGAAAAGCUUACUAAGGAAGGGUUUGUCUUUAAGUAUGGGAUUGAAGAUGUUUAUGAUCAUACCAUUGAUUACUUUAAGGAGAAAGGGGUUUUGAAGAAUUAAUGCGGCUGCGUUUGCGUUUGCGAUCGCGAUUGAGAUUAAGGGCGCGUUUAUUAAAAUAAGGCUCUGUUUGAGUUGGCUGCUCUUAUUUCUUUAUGUGUGUUUUUAUCUUAAGCAUUAAUGUUUUAAUCAAGUGAAUUAAUGAAAAUGCUUCAAUUUCCCUAAUUAUAAGAAUA